GGGGAAGAAAAAGAAUCUUGGACCAUGAGGAAUAUAUUAUCUUCCUCUUAUCUUUAACAGAAAUUCACAAAGCAAAUGAUUGGCAAAUUAUUUGACAUGAGUCUUAUUCAGAUUGAAAAAUAAAGAAUCUUGGAACAUGAGGAAUAUGUUAGUACACCAAUUUAGAGUACCAAGAUUCACCACUGGAGCUGCUAACACUAUUACUCUGCCACCCUUUUGUUAUAUGGGCGCUCCUCAACUAAUUCCGACUAUUCAUUUCCUACUCAGUUGACAGUUCUCAUUGCCCUGUUCAUCUCUCUCCGGAAUUGUCCAUUUCAAGCAGCUAUCCUUCAGACCCCUUUUGGCCCUUCUUAUGACGUUUGUCAGUUUGCUCAGAAAUGGAAAGUGCUGAAGCCAGCCCUCUCAAAAGAUACCCUCUAGGUUUGGAUGAAACCUCAGAGGAAGAAUACUCUUCUCAGUCUACUUUGCUCCAAGAUUUUGCUAGUAUCCCUACCAUUGACAAGGCAUGGACUUUCACAUCUACCAGUGGUUCUCAGUGUAUGUUCUCAAUCAGCCAGUCAAAUCUCCUUGCCAACAAAAACAGGAGAUACAUAUUAUCUAGUCAUAUUUCGAAGGGAAGUACAAAUGGUGUAAGCUUUCAAUGGGCUGCCUUCCCUAUUGAGAUGCCUAGCGGGUCGAUAAUGGUUCCAUCACCUUCAGGUUCAAAGCUUCUUGUUGUUAGAAAUCCUGAAAAUGAUUCUCCAACCAAAUUCGAGAUUUGGAGUCCAUCUCAAGUCGAGAAGGAGUUUCAUGUCCCGCUCUCUGUCCAUGGCUCUGUAUAUUCGGAUGGAUGGUUUGAGGGAAUUUCUUGGAAUAAUGAUGAAAACUUUAUUGCGUACGUCGCUGAGGGGCCGACUCCCUCUAAGCCCGUGUUUAAUCAUUUAGGGUACAAGAAAGGGAAUUCUACAGAUAAGGAAUGUGGUAGCUGGAAAGGUCAAGGUGAUUGGGAAGAGGACUGGGGGGAAACUUACCCUGGAAAAACAGAACCUGCUAUUUUUGUUAUCGAUGUUAACAGUGGAGAAGUACAUCCUGUUGAAGGAACAAGGAAACUUAGUGUUGGACAAGUUGUGUGGGCUCCAGCUUCGGGAAGCUUGCAACAAUAUCUGGUUUUUGUUGGGUGGCCAUCAGAUACUAGAAAGUUGGGCAUUAAGUAUUGCUAUAAUAGGCCGUGUGCGUUGUACGCUGUUAGAGCUCCAUUUUCAAAAUCAGAAGAUCACCAAUCUGGAACUAAUGCAAGUGAAGAAGCAUCUCCUGUUAAGCUGACACAAAGAAUAAGUAGUGCAUUCUUUCCUCGUUUCAGCCCAGAUGGAAAGGCCCUUGUGUUUCUGUCUGCAAAAAGUUCCGUAGACUCUUGGGUACAUUCUGCAACUCAAUCACUUCAUAGAAUUGAUUGGUCCCCAGAUGUGAAGCCAAGUCCAGAUGCUGAUAUUGUUGAUGUGGUUCCUGUUGUGAUGUGCCCCGAAGAUGGCUGUUUCCCCGGCCUUUACUGUUUUAAUUUGCUAAGAAAACCUUGGCUUUCUGAUGGAUAUACCAUGAUUUUAUCUUCUGUCUGGGGAAGCACUGAAGUAAUACUUUCAGUGAAUGUGUUGAGUGGAAAGGUGUCACGCAUUAGCCCAGAAAAUUCGAACUUUUCUUGGAGCUUGCUUGCGCUAGAUGGCAAUAACAUUGUUGCUGUCUGUAGCAGUCCCGCUGAUGUUCCUGAAAUCAAGUACGGUAGCCUUGUCGUAAAAUCAUCUGCGGAGGCCUCAUGGAGUUGGCUAGAUAUUUCAAGUCCCAUAUAUAGAUGCUCUGAAAAGGUUAUUUCUCUGCUGUCAUCCUGCCAAUUUAGUAUUAUUAAAAUUCCAGUCAGAGAUGACUCCGGGAACCUUACAAAAGGUGCCGGCAACCCAUAUGAGGCUAUCUUCGUAUCCUCCAAGUCUAAGAGCCAUAAUCUGUGUGAUCCGCUAAUCGUUGUCCUUCAUGGGGGUCCUCACUUCAUUUCAUUAUCAAGCUUCUCUAAGUCCUUAGCUUUCCUUUCCUCAAUUGGUUAUAGCUUGUUGAUUGUUAAUUAUAGAGGCUCCUUGGGAUUUGGUGAGGAAGCACUGCAAUCUCUUCCAGGGAAAAUUGGAUCACAGGAUGUUAAUGAUGUGCUAGCUGCUAUAGAUCAUGCUGUUAAUAUGGGACUCGCAGAUCCAGCUAAAAUAGCCGUGCUUGGCGGCUCCCAUGGUGGAUUCUUGACGACACACUUGAUCGGCCAGGCGCCAGACAAGUUUGCUGCAGCAGCUACAAGGAAUCCUGUUUGCAGCCUUCCUUUGAUGGUUGGUACAGCUGAUAUCCCUGAUUGGUGCUAUGCGGAGACGUUUGGAAAACAGGGAAAAUUGAUGUAUGCUGAAGCUCCUUCAUCUGAACACCUUGCUGUCUUUCACAGCAAAUCACCGAUAUCACACAUCUCCAAGGUCAAAACUCCUAUACUCUUCCUGUUAGGUGCCAAGGACCUCCGUGUACCAAUAUGUACAGGAUUGCAAGUUUGUAUUAUCAUGUAUAGUCGAGGGCAAUGGCGAAGCCAGAAAUGUUUCCAAGGGUGUUCAGACUUGAAAGAACUAAAAAAAAUUCUCAACAAAGGGCGUUCAAUAUAUAUUUUAUACAUCUAAAAGCAAUAUUUUACUUAUAUACACAGUGUAAUUUUUCGUAAUAUUUCGGUGAAGGGUGGUCAGUUGACAACCCUUUGAAAAAGGUGGCUUCGCCCCUUGUCGAGGGUCUAUUGGAAACAACCUCUCUACCUUCACUAGGUAGGGGUAAGGUCAACGUACACACUACCCUCCCCAGACCCCACUUGUGGAAUUAUACUGGGUUUGUUGUUGUACAUUGCAAGGAUCAUUCAUUUGCUUUAAUGUACCUGCAUUGAGCGGGUGUGUCAUGAGUGUGGGUUUUAUGCAGAUUCUUGAAGAUACACAAAAUAUUAGCGAAAACCUGAACACGCCAUAUUAGAUACUUACACAGACCCAUACCAGAUAGUUGAGUCCAUGUAACAUAGAUUCCCACAAUGAUGAUAUAUUUUUCAUUUUUCACCAUUAAUUCCUAGUAUGAUUAUAUUGUUUAGAAGAAUAUCCAGUGACUGGCUCUACAUUAAGGCAAGUAAUGCUAUUCUUUUUCUAUUUAUCAGUAAUCUUUUUUAGAAAGGACUUUUCUUGAACAAGUCAGUCUCAAUCAACUAUGUAAUGAAUAUCAAUUUAGAAACAUGAAUAAGUGAAUUGUGGUUAGUCCAUGUUAUAAGAUGUAUAAUUUCAGAAAGUAAAUGCUUUU
This is a messenger RNA of Nicotiana tabacum (common tobacco), 3321 nucleotides long. The record is from RefSeq and is a predicted model, not a curated record. NCBI's taxonomy places the organism in Eukaryota, Viridiplantae, Streptophyta, Magnoliopsida, Solanales, Solanaceae.